CAUGUUUUUCGUACCAAAACUAACCUUUUUUGUUUAUAUAGCUCUAAAACUAUCAGCGGUGUACUCUUCGAUCCAUUUUGACGAGGUGGAAUUUUACGACCCGAAUAAAACUUUGGACGAGUCUACUUCCAAUGGAUUUAUCUGUGCACACUUGGGCGAGGAGUGUCAGAUCUCAGCGCAGUGCUGCGGAGUGGCGACUUGUGCUCUUCCAUCCUGGUCUGAGAAAGCAGUGUGCCUUGUGCCGGGCUACAAACAUGACGAGAGAUUCAGAAAUAGAUUCUUCGCUCUACACCAUCUUCAACCAGCAGACAUACAGUACAUACGAGACUCUUACAACACUUCACAGUACGACUUCCUAUUGACAGACCUCACUUUUUCCGCUCCACCUCUUGAAGUUGCCAACACAUCGUUGGGAUUGGCUGCAAACCUCACAGUGGAAGAUGUGUCAGCCGAGGAUUUUGGUGAUGGUGGAAGAAAUCACUCAGUAGAACCGGUCCCAAAAUUUUCCAAAACUGAAGAGUUAUAUAACAACUCGUACAUAUUUAUGGUACAUAAAGAACAUCUGGAUGAGCCAGCACAGCUCAGCAGUUGGAAGAAGGUUGUAAACUUCUUUCAUAGGGAGAAAGGACAGCCAGUUACACUUGAUGUGAAUGUUCAAGAUAUUCCAGGGAAUUCCUCCAGUUCUAGAAACAGUCCAUCUGAAUUUGAAUCCGUAAACAACCAAAAUAUUGUUAAUUCAUCAAAAAUCAUCCGGCUUCCUGAGAAUCUUAUGCCACAAGUCCUUGAUCAAAGACAAACUAAUGAAACAGAAUGGUUCAUGGAGGAUUUUGACGAUUAUGAAGAUAAAAUAGGAGAACAUAAAUCAUCUGAUGGCUCAUUUCUUUUCUUCUUCAAAUAG
Molecule: messenger RNA, 898 nt
Organism: Macrosteles quadrilineatus (aster leafhopper)
Lineage: Eukaryota; Metazoa; Arthropoda; Insecta; Hemiptera; Cicadellidae
Exons: 3
Coding region: 2-898 (298 amino acids)
Source: RefSeq, a predicted model, not a curated record